Messenger RNA from Enhydra lutris kenyoni (northern sea otter), 1449 nucleotides. Its product is annotated as complement C3a receptor 1. Gene Ontology annotation, biological process: inflammatory response; chemotaxis; phospholipase C-activating G protein-coupled receptor signaling pathway. Gene Ontology annotation, molecular function: complement component C5a receptor activity; G protein-coupled receptor activity; complement component C3a receptor activity. NCBI's taxonomy places the organism in Eukaryota, Metazoa, Chordata, Mammalia, Carnivora, Mustelidae. Gene Ontology annotation, cellular component: plasma membrane. The record is from RefSeq and is a predicted model, not a curated record.
AUGGAGACUUCCUCCGCUGAUAACAAUUCAACUGACCUACCCUCACAGCCCUGGUACGAACCCCAAGUCAUUCUCUCCAUGGGCAUUCUCAGCCUCACUUUCUUACUGGGGUUGCCAGGCAACGGGCUAGUGCUGUGGGUGGCUGGCCUAAAGAUGCAGCGGACAGUGAACACGGUUUGGUUUCUCCAUCUCACGCUGGCCGACUUCCUCUGCUGCCUCUCGUUGCCCUUCUCCCUGGCUCACUUGGCGCUGCAAGGACACUGGCCCUAUGGCUGGUUUCUGUGCAAGCUCAUCCCCUCCAUCAUCAUCCUCAACAUGUUUGCCAGCGUCUUCCUGCUGACUGCCAUUAGCCUGGAUCGUUGUCUUUUGGUCCUCAGGCCAAUCUGGUGCCAGAAUCACCGCAAGGUGGGGACAGCCUUCGCUAUCUGUGGAUGUAUAUGGGUGGUGGCUUUUGUAAUGUGUAUGCCUGUGUUCAUGUACCGGAAAACAUUCGCUGUAGAUGACCAUUACAUGUGUGGCUACAAUUUUAGUCCCUACAGCUCCUUUGGUUAUUCAGACUUCACCAGUGAUCUACUGGAAAAUGGGUCUCUUGACAACUCCACUGUGCACCUGCCUGGAGAAAUGGAUGAGGGAUUAGAGUCUUUCUCUUUACAAACAAAUGAUCUUCCUUGGACAGCCACCACUAUCCUCUAUUCUCGAACAUUUCAAAGACCUUCUGGAGAGUCACUCCCUAUGGAUUCAGCUAAAUUAUCUAGUCAAUAUCCAUAUUAUAAUUUUCUUGCUAGUAAGGUCUCAUCUAUAAGCCCCAGUGGGUUUCCUAUUGAAGAUCGCAGAACUAACCCACCAGAUAACUCUGAUAGUUUUCUCUCUACCGAUUUAGAGCUUUACUCUGGUACUUCCAGCAACUCCUUAUACACAUAUGAGCUAUUCCGAAAUCUCCAGGAUUAUGAUCUAGGCCAGUUUUCAUACAACAAUCAAGUACUAACACCCCUGAUGGCAAUAACCAUCACUAGACUAGUGAUGGGUUUCAUUCUGCCCUUUAUGGUCAUGAUGACCUGUUAUGGCCUCAUUAUCUUCCGAAUGCGACACGGCCGCUUCACCAAGUCUCGGACCAAAACCUUGCGAGUGGCCAUGGCUGUGGUGGUUGUCUUCUGUGUCUGCUGGGCUCCAUACCACAUUAUUGGAGUCCUAUCAUUGUUUUUUGACUCAGAAACUCCCUUUGGAAAAGCUCUGCUGUCUUGGGACUACGUGUCCAUUGCUCUAGCAUCUGCCAAUAGUUGCUUUAAUCCCUUCCUCUAUGCCUUCCUGGGAAAAGAUUUCAGGAAGAAAGCCAAACAGUCCAUGAAGGGCAUUCUGGAGGUGGCUUUCAUUGAAGACUUCACACACUCUACCAGCUGUCCCCAAAGCAAAGUCUUUUUGGAAAGAAACCGUAUCAGUAUACCUGUGUGA